Adineta ricciae is the source of this 2751-nucleotide messenger RNA. The record is from the annotation of a GenBank genome assembly. NCBI's taxonomy places the organism in Eukaryota, Metazoa, Rotifera, Eurotatoria, Adinetida, Adinetidae.
AUGGCUAUACGACAGAAGCUUCUGACGAGUUUAAGUUCACGAGCUAAUGAAACAGAAAAAGUGAUUGAUGUUCAAAAUGAACGUUUAAUGGAUGAAGCAUUUGCCAGGUCUUUUGCGACUGUGUGUACAAUAUUUGGUAAUGCACAAUGCGAUGAGUUCGUCUAUCCGGAAUAUCUCAGUCGAUUCUACUAUGUUAUUCAGCAAGGUCUUCGAUUCUAUCAUGGAGAUGAACAACGCUCUCAAGCAAUCAUCGAAUCAAUUCUUUUAAACAGUGGCGAUCUAUUCCGUAUUAACCUGCGAGGUGUUAAUAUCCUUAUUCCUCUCUUUCUCGAUGCAAUUGAAUAUUAUCUUCAUAUUGAUUUACAAUCGUAUAUAAACUAUAAUCUUGGCAUUGUCAAAGGGCCAUUGAAUACAUCGAAUUCUACCAUUCGCGACCGUUUCAUACGUAUUCGUUCGAAAUCUAUACAUAUUUUGAUGUCUAUUAUUAGUUUACCAUUUCAUUACCAACAUCUCGAACAACAUUUAUUUGAAGAUUACCUCGAGAAAUCGCAUGAUGUGCAAACAGCAACCGUGAAGACAUUUCUAGAAUAUCGAUUAAGAAUCUUUCCGUUGUUGUUCUCUGCUCUGCAAACAGAAAUUGACAUUACCAAUGCGCAAUUACUCUUCGGUACGAUUCGACUAGCGUGUUCCUUAGCUGCUCAUUUAGAUCGAGAGCAAGAACAUAAUGGAGACAGUACGAAGAAAGACCCUACCGCUGGUUAUGUCAGUCAUGCAGUAAAUCUCAUCUGUGAGAAAGGUACUAAUGAUUCGCAGUUAUUCUUAGCUGCACUCGACACCCUAAUCUCCAUUGCUACCGAUCCAAUUUGUCAAAUACCUAUUGACACAUGGAAAAAUGUCCUCAAACGUCUCUGUACUUUUGUUGAUACACAGUUACACCGAAGUCCUAAAGAUCACACGCGAGAAAUGCAUUCGACAUGCGUCGCAACGUACAAUACAUUGAUCACACUAAUUAUCGAACGACCCAUGUUACUUGAUGAUUAUGAAAAUCUGUAUAAACUAUGCGAAAUUAUUGAAUUGGGUAUAUCUGGAGAAAAAGCACAGUCAGCGGAUGGACUUGUUUCGAAAAAAGAUAAGGAGUUUCAUCCUGCAUCGCAACGUGUAGCCGAAGCAGCUGAAUAUCUAAUGUUUAUUCUCUUUGAACACAAGGCUGUAUUGCAUUUGAAAGAUGAUAUUUGUCGAAAUUGGUUAGAUGAAUCAAUAUUCACAAAUACAACGUUCAAAUAUUUCGCAAUUAAUGGCAAUACUUUAUUUGCUAUGAGUGAAUUACCGAUUACCGACAAUCACGGAAUGCAAGCGAUUGUUCUGCUCUAUCGCGGACUAUUCGGAAAAAAUGUUUGGACAUCGAAAUUCCGACAUAAUCCUCUGUCAAAUCCCUUGUUACAACCGAACAAAUCAAUUGAACGAUUCGAACAUGAAAAUGGUAAAAAUACCUCUCCACCGACGCCCAAUAUGAAUAGCGACUACAAACAUCGGCCGCUUCCCCUGCAUGGAACAAAGACUGAACGUGCAAAAAGUGAAUUCAGCAUUCCGACAUUGAAUUCCAUAAUCCAACGCGAUGAAGACAAACUGAACUCAUUUCGAGCAUUGAAAACCAAACAAAUAUCAAUUGAAGAACAGGCGAUUGAACGUGCUUAUCUUUCCAAUGAGACAACACAACCAGGAUGUAAACCACCCGAAUGUCAGAAGCAUUUCGAGAGCAUUCGUUUAUUCUUAUCACAUUAUGGAUUCUGUUCAUUGGACGCAAUGCAUCAUCUAAUGAACGCAAAGCAAUGGAAUGAUUCAAAAUUAUUCGGUCGUUUGCAACCAAGAAUUCAAUUGUUAAACUCACAAACAGACACAUUUAUGGAUGAUAUUAGAAAGUUAGAUCACAUCUCACCAACUCUGCACUGUACAGGACAAGUUUAUUAUUUGAAAAAGCAUCAAGCGACACUGCUUGAAUCCUCUUCGAAUCUGAAAACACCCGACGAAUUGAAUCCAGCGUUUUUAACGAUGUUUUCACAGUUCGGGUCAGUUGUCGAAGUGAAGCGACAUUGCGGUUGGACGGGAAAUGCUGCAACAAGUUGGAAAACCAUUGCAUCCGCUCAAUCAGAGACAAAUGCGGCUUCGAAAGUUCUCGCAGAAAUCGACGGUGAAGAUAGUAUCUUAUAUUGGCUUGAUUUGACAUCAGAAAUGGCUUUCUUUUUACCGCAUCACUUUUCUGUGGAUCACCAAAGUUCAGAAAUGCGAAUCUUGAUUGUUUGGCUAGAAGAAUUCCGUGACGAUCUCGACUCCAUUCUACCUGCUCAAGAAUCAUCAACAAAAGCUCGUGAUAUCUGCAUUAUCGGUAUUCAUCCGUUAAAAACUCACUUAUUUCGUAUUUUACUCAAUUCGAGCGCUCAACGAAUGCAAUCAGCAUGUGCGAGUAUUCCAUUACUCGAUGGCAUGGUCAUUCCACUACAUCUCCUCUCAUUCUAUCUUCGUCAAGCUGUAUACAAUCUAAGUCGCCGAAAGCGCUUAGAAGAUAGUCAAAGUUCGCAAACGACUUACUUGUUACGGAAAACUCGCAUCAGUAAAAUCAUUGAAAAAUAUCAACAUCAAAUCAAUCAUCUCGACGAAUUCUUCCAAAACAUCUUCUUUCUAUCAACGAACAAAUCCGAACAUUUAACAGAAUCGCUAACUGAUCGCAACUCUGUCCUUGAUGUAGAAUUAUAG